Molecule: messenger RNA, 2670 nt
Organism: Harpegnathos saltator (Jerdon's jumping ant)
Lineage: Eukaryota; Metazoa; Arthropoda; Insecta; Hymenoptera; Formicidae
Product: protein KBP homolog
Exons: 3
Coding region: 633-2327 (564 amino acids)
Molecular function (GO): protein binding
Source: RefSeq, a predicted model, not a curated record
UAGCUUGCGGCUUUGCGACGUACGACUAAUGUAGAAUAGAAAACUUUUCACAUCAGUGCAAAAAUAUUCCGUUUUUAUUGGCAGUGUAAAGUGCAAAGAGCCAUAAGGGCGUAUAUAAGGGUGGCAAGGGAACGUAAGACUAACAACAACGGACUCGUAUUCUGCUCCUUUGACACGUACACAAGAGUUCCCCCCCCCCACAAAAACGUGCGUCGAGAAUCCCCACGUGCGUGGAUCGCACGUUGCAUUCACGUGGAAUUCACAAAACCGCACGUUGGAUUUCCCGUGGACACGACGUUCCUGUUUUCGUGGGUCGUUGUCACCGGCUCAAAAUCGGCUGGAAUCAAUCUAAACCUAAACCUAAAAGUUAUAAGGACAAUCUCAUAUUCUCGAAAUUUCUACAAGCUGCAUCAUCAUUGGUGACAUUAAAGAAAUACGACUGGGCUGUCUUCGGCCACUAGAAAACAUAUUUGUCUACGAUUGGCGUACAGCCUUACAUCCGAUCGGACCCAAACAUACAGGUUUAUCACACGAGUUUCAAGUCACAACUAGUAACGAUAAUGUUAAUAUAUCAGAGAAUUCUUCUUUUAUUUUGAUAUCGUGAACGUUAAUUUGCACUCCUCUCUGUGAAAAUGUCCAGCAAACGUCCAGCAAGCGAUCAGAAAGGCACAUUUGUCGAUUCAGAAGAUGUGUCCGUUAUGGAGGUAGAUUUGGACCCGAGCAUGAAGAUUGACGAAGGUGCGAAGAGUGCAGAGAAUAUCAAGAACGCCGAAAAUAUCGGAAAUGUAACGAUAGACGUCAGUGAGAAUUUGAUGGAUUUAUUAAGAUUGACAACCAACAUUAUGAUAAAUGUGAUCAAAAAUGAAAAUUUGACGAAAUCAGACGCACUUCUUAGACAGACAGAAGCAAACAUGAACAAACUUUUUCAAUUUCUGCAUCUGGGAAGCUCGCAAAACAUAAAACCCGACGACAGUACGAUUCUUGCACAAGCAUAUUUAAAUAUAUCUACAGUAUACCAUAAUUUGAAUUCAAAAAGGGAAAAAAUAUACAUCGCCGAAGCUUAUCUUACGCGAUGUAUAAAGUUGCUAAAGGAUAAAAAAGUAGAUCGCAAAACUAUUAUGAUUCUUAUCUCAGCGAAUUUUGAAUUAGGCCACAUUUGGUAUAAAUUGGACAAUCAAGAAAAGUCAAAAAAAUACUACUAUGAAAUAUUACAAUUGUAUACGUUGUACACGCAGGGAAAGGACGAUUAUCCUGUUCCUGUCUAUAUCCCAUCUAUUAUCGAUAUAAAUGCAAGAUGCUAUUUCUCUAAUUUGGAUACAUUAUAUUGGCAGGCUCUACAUGAUCUGUCAACGUUGUUUAACAAAGCUAAUAUAUCUGUGAUCGAAAACGAAAUCGUCGUGACGCAUUUGCAUAACUUAUUGGCGAAAUAUUUAAAAAGGAUGCCAUCGAGCAUGGGACGUAUCAAGUGGGUUAAGCACACGAUAGAAUUAGCUAAAUUGCUUUUAGCAUACGAUCGAUUUGUUGAAGCUAAAAAUCACAUCGCUGCCGCAGCUUUUGCGGUGAGGCAAUUUUAUGACGAGGAAUUUGAGAAAAUUGACAUAUCCACAUUUUCGGAGAAGAUGAACGCAUUAAACAAUCAAUAUAUUUAUGAGUAUAACAGGAUUAACUUGUGCUGGGCAUCGUAUGGAGUUACGCUUUUGUGCGCGUCGAUAAGGCGGCUAUUCACACAGAAUAAUAUACGAGAGGACGAAUCUCACGAGACCGACUUCAGACAAUCAGAAUCCGGAAAUGAUUCCGCGACACAACCGACAAAGUUACUAUUUAUCGAUCUAGAGGAAGAACUGCGAGAGUUUACUGCUAUAGACAGAGACACGUACGUUACGAAUUAUCACGAUGCUCUAACACUUUUUCAGAAUGUUCUGCGCAUGCUUCGUCAGAUAGAGAUGUAUAUUAUACAGAAAACUUCAGACUUCAAUUUACGUAUGGAAUUUAUUCAAUGCAUUUCCAAAGGAUACAAAUAUAUAUUGUACUACGAGCGAGACAGAAGCAGACAGUUAGAAUUGCACAAAGAAAAGAUUGCCAUUUUAAAUAAUAUUACACAAUUACUAGACCCAAUUGAGGAUUCGUAUCUAUACGGACGUGUUUCGUUGGAGCUUGCAAUUGCAAGAUCCAAUAUGUUAGAUGUACAACUUGAAAAUCUCGAGAUAAACGAGGAUUCAAUGAGUUCGUUAAAAAUCAAAGAGUUAGCAGACUCAAUCGUAGAAAACUUUCACUCAUAUUUGCAAAAGAAUUCUCUAAAUAAUCUCGAUGAAACAAUUGCCCGAUAAAAAAGACCAGGUCCCCUGUUACACAGGAUAGAAAACUGUCACACGUUAGCACAUUGCAAAUGGAAAGCUUACGAGUCCAUAAAACUAUUCCUCAAAAGAAAAGCAAUAUGAGAUAAGAAAUAAAGAAAUUUUUAUGCCAAAGAAUUGGCACAUAAAAAUGGAAUUUUCAUAUACCAUGUUUAUAUCAGAUGCCAUGUGUAUAUCAGAUAAACAAUAUCAUACAACUAAGAUUAAACUUAUUGUACUGUUAUUUCACGAGUAUCUCGUGUUGUGAAAUGUAUGAGAUAAAUUGGGAACUAUUUUAUACUUUUAACAGUUAAAUAAAUGAUAAAAGUUAAGUAAA